Aplosporella prunicola CBS 121167 is the source of this 2487-nucleotide messenger RNA. RefSeq lists its product as uncharacterized. Bases 313 to 2487 code for a protein of 724 amino acids. The record is from RefSeq and is a predicted model, not a curated record. Lineage: Eukaryota; Fungi; Ascomycota; Dothideomycetes; Botryosphaeriales; Aplosporellaceae. The transcript has 2 exons.
CCCUCCACCAUACCGCCUUCCACUUGUCGCCCUGCUUCGACCCUGGCACCUUAACAGUCGCGAGCCGCGCGCUCAUCAAUGGCUCCGGUAAGAUAUGCCUUCUCUUCUUUCCUUCCCUUCUCAUGCACCCUUACCCUCACCUCACUUCACUUCAACCCGGACUUGGGGAACAAGAUGACUACGCCGGUAGUAUUGAAGCACUCUGGGAACAUCUUACGGCUGCCUUACUUUCAAUCGCUUGAUCUUAACUUCUCACGUCACUGUCUCGCUUGACAAGCCCGUCUUUGUCUCGCACCUUGGCCACUCGCAACGAUGGAUUACCCCAACGCCUGGACCUUUCCCGUCGAGUCUCGCGAACUACCACCUUUGUCCCAAGCAUCAGAUGGAAACCCUGGCUCGAUUUACCCGCAUCCGUCUGGUUCUACCGUGGGUCCGACCAAUGUCGGAACUUCUGCACUUUUGACGCAACUCACCGUGUCUGGAGAGACGUCUGUGCGCAUCCAGGAGUCUGAGUCUCCAUCGGACAUGCCGCGGCGCUACAGUCACGGCCUCAACGAACCUUCACUGCUGCUACAUGAGCGACAAGACAGUGCCCAGACCACUGUUGCGUUUCUCCACCCACGAAGCCUUUCUCAGCACCACUAUCCCAGCAGCCGCAGACCGUCUCUAACCCAUGACGGCUUGCCUUACCCUCUGCGUUUCCACGGAGACACUGCAGGCCAGAUGGUUCCGUGGGGAUUUCCAGGUCGUUACGGCUACUAUCCCUCUCCAUCACCGGCAGCAGACAUGGAUUACUUCAACGACGUGUACACUCCAGUCAGAGGCUACCCGUCACUCUUACCGGAAUCAGAAAUAUACCACCGCCACGCUACGCGCACUCCUCCCGCGUACGGCAUGCAUUAUGGAUCCGCCGUGUAUUCCACUCCCUCGACAGUGAACGUUCCUUGGGAACCGGACACGCCAGAAAGCAUGGACACUGCCGCGGAGAGACCUGUCCCGAAGCUGAGAAGAAUCGCUGCCAGAGAGAACCUGAGAAGGCCAACCGAGACUCCGGCGCCUGACCGAAGCCCCAUGGUUGUCUUCCAAGCUUGGCAGAAUCCGAUUCACCCAGAGUUUCGUCCAAGCGGGCGCUCGAACAGGUCCGGCCGUGGACAGAUCGACCACGACGUAUUCGAGGGCCUGCCCGUCCGGCAAUGGCGUCAGACGGACACAGUUAUCGGCCCGGUGCCCCAGGCUCAACCGGCCUUGCCCAAGGAUGCAUGGCCCGAGCCGCCAAUGCCGCGCGAUUCACAGCUACUUCCCGAGCACAGUCAGCAGCUACUUCGCGCUGCGCGAGCGGGAAGGCUCUACAGACCACCGACGCCGCCGCUGGAAGAGGAGAAGGAGCCGGGCGAAGAAGACGAAGAGGCGAAAGAGCAACACCGUGGAUUUGUGGCCCGGAAGUGGUCGCAAGUCCCUCGAAAUCUUGAGGAGCCGGAGCCAGAGUAUCUUGCCAAGCGCAGAAAAGGCUUGCCGUCGCAGUAUUCCAGCAUCAUCGGCACCAAUGGCACGCUCGCUCACACCGGACCAGUGAGGGAGACCAAGGUCAAACGGGCAGAUGCGGACGGCAAUGUGCAGAUCCUCAAGGUGUUGGUGCCCGAGGGUCAGAGCAUAGAGGGCGAGGUCGUGGAAGAAGAUGCGGCCAUGGCGGAAGCUGCACCGGCAGAGGCCACGCCAGGCACCGUCGUGGAGGGUCUGGGUGUCGUCAACGCUCAGGGCGUGGUUGUCGCCAGCGACUUGCUCCAGCAAACGCCCCCAAGGAGAAGGCCUCCGCCUCCACGCAGAAAGCCGAAGAGGGGCCCCGGCCGUGGUAGGAAGAAGGUCAUGUUCGAGCCCGGCGCCGAGGGCGCGGCCAAUGGAGAGUCUGGCCAGGAAGGCGCCACACAGUCAGGCGAUCCGCCCAUCAAGAUCGAGGGUACGCCGGUCACGGGUGAUACUCCGAUGGCAGAUGCUGGCGAAGAGACGGAAGAAGGGGAAGACGGCGAUGACGGUGACGACGACGACGAAGACCGCGACAACGACGAGCUCUCCCCGCCGCCUGAGGACGUGCCAGAACCAAAGACAGAACCGGCGGGCGCGACGUCCGCCACACCAACUCCCCUGCCCGACCGCACCACAUCGCAGGACCCCACCGCCCCGCCACAAGAAGGCGACGCCCCCGCCGCCGCGCAAACCGAGACCGCGACGGCACCGCCCGAGACCGCGCCCGAGGUGCCCGAGGGGCCGGCCACGUCGCUGAGCAACCCGCAGCCGGCGUCGGUUGUGCCGGCGAAGCGCGACCGGUCGAGCUCGCCGGAGCUGCCGCUCGCGAAGGACGGGCCCAAGGAGUCGCUGGAAAAGGAGGACUUGGAGCCGAACCCGCCGCUGGCGCAGCAGGACGACAAAGCGAGCGAGGUGGAGCUGGAUUUGUUGGGGAGUUUGGAGAGGCAGCUGGACCAAGAGGGUUAG